Messenger RNA from Danio aesculapii, 666 nucleotides. It is a transcript of the gene gmfg, whose product is annotated as glia maturation factor, gamma. The record is from RefSeq and is a predicted model, not a curated record. Gene Ontology annotation, biological process: negative regulation of Arp2/3 complex-mediated actin nucleation; actin filament debranching. Gene Ontology annotation, cellular component: actin cortical patch. NCBI's taxonomy places the organism in Eukaryota, Metazoa, Chordata, Actinopteri, Cypriniformes, Danionidae. Gene Ontology annotation, molecular function: Arp2/3 complex binding; actin binding.
AGUUUUGACGUCAGACGUCUCAGAGAGUUCGUUCUGCAUGUUCAGUAUCCUGUCAGAAGAAAGAUCAGAAGAACACAGAGAAACACACCGAGGAAACACACACACACACACACAGACUCAGGAUGUCGAGCGCUCUGGUUGUGUGUGAGGUGGACGAUGGUCUGCAGGAGAAGCUGAAGAAGUUCAGAUUCCGCAAAGAGACCAGCAACGCUGCCAUACUGAUGAAGAUCGAUAUGCAGAAGCAGCUGGUGGUGCUGGAGGAGGAGUAUGAGGACAUUUCUCUGGAUGAGCUGAGAGAGGAGCUUCCCGAGCGUCAGCCACGGUAUAUCGUGUACAGUUAUAAACUGACUCACGGUGAUGGUCGAGUGUCGUACCCACUCUGCUUCAUCUUCUGCAGUCCAGUGGGCUGUAAACCAGAGCAGCAGAUGAUGUACGCCGGCAGUAAGAACAGACUGGUGCAGUCAGCGGAGCUCACCAAGAUUUUUGAGGUUCGCAACCCAGAUGAUCUGACUGAGGACUGGCUGAAGCAGAAACUGUCCUUUUUCCGCUAAACUGUGAGCAAACAUGAUGAAAUAAAUCAGAAACAGCAUGUGAAUCUCUGUUCAGCGCUUUUAAAUGUUUGAUAAUUCACUGUUUUCCUGCUCAAAACAUUAAAUAUUGCCUGAA